Messenger RNA from Hypoxylon trugodes, 1189 nucleotides. RefSeq names its product short chain dehydrogenase. Lineage: Eukaryota; Fungi; Ascomycota; Sordariomycetes; Xylariales; Hypoxylaceae. The record is from RefSeq and is a predicted model, not a curated record. The coding region runs from base 97 to 987 and encodes 296 amino acids. The transcript is spliced from 4 exons.
CUUGCUUUCCACGGACAUCCCCUACAUUGCGGACUUUGUGUAUCUCCAGUUGUAGAACAUAUUUAAUUGAAAACUUUUUGGACUAAGCAUUUCAAAAUGGAUACGUCUAGACUAUUUCGCGUCGAGGGGAUCGUAGCCGUCAUUACCGGCGGUGGAUCUGGAAUCGGUCUCACGAUGGCCAAGGCGUUGGCGGGAGCUGGUGCAAAGAAAGUGUAUAUCCUCGGGCGGCGACGGGAAGUGCUCGAAAAAGCUGCAGCCUCACAACCAUGUUUUGUCCCCGUCCAAUGCGAUAUCACCGAGAAAGCCUCCCUCCAAUCGGCCGUCGACUUUAUAACCAAAGAUAUCGGAUACGUUAACUUGUUUAUCGCUAACUCAGGCACGUACGGUCCUAGGAAAGCUUGGAACAACCUGCCCGUCAAGGAGCUUCGGAAGCAAUUGUUCGAAGAUGCUUCUAUGGAGGAAUUCACAGACACCUUUCGCCUCAAUGUAACCGGAACAUUAUUCUCCUUCCUCGCAUUCCUGGAGCUUCUUGAUGAGGGUAACAAGAGGUCUUUAAAUGGAGGAUUUGGGGCUCCAGACAAGAAAGGUAGCGACGCCCCAUCAAUCCAGAGUCAGAUUAUCAUCACUAGCAGCGUCUCGGCCUUCGCCCGGUUCCCAUAUGCUCCUCUGGGCUACGGCAUAAGCAAACACGCGCUCGUCCACUUGGCCAAAAUGGCAAGUUCGAACCUUGCCCAGCACAGCAUCCGAGUUAAUGCGAUUUGCCCAGGGUUGUACCCUUCCGAGAUGGCCGACGUAUUGAUAUCAGGACGUGACCCUUCUAAAGAGGCUCCAAAUGACCCUAGAUUUAUCCCGGCUAGAAAGUUUGGCAGCGACGAUGAUAUGGGUGGGACCAUUCUUUAUCUAGCCAGCAGGGCAGGUAGUUUCUGUAACGGAAUGAUCCUUCUGCACGAUGGCGGCAAGGUAUCGACGGUUCUGGCCGACUAUUAGGGCAGGUAACUGAUCACUGUCGUGGUCGACGCCGAUAGCUUUGUCUCUAGUGCUUUGGUUUGGACAUAAGCACCUCGGUGGAUUUCAUUCAUUGGUAAGGGCUCCCUAGGAGCAAUACUUGUAUUACCGUCUAGGGCCUAGAUAGCUGGAGAUUGUACAGAUUAUUUAGAAAGUGACACAUUCUGUCGUUUAAAUAGAUCAA